AUGUCUUGCCCCACGUUCGACUUCAGCGACCCGUCCAAGGCUCGCAAAACGAUGCAGCGCUUUGCAGCGCACCUCAAGGCCGCGGUGAACGCGUCGCCUGCCGACCUUCUGGACCUCACCAAGAAAGUGGGGAAGAUUCUGUACGACAACUGCGACGCGAUUGUCGCUGCUGCAAGAGGUGGCGCGCUAAUGCCGAGGAUCGUCGGAUACGCGUACGAGGAGUACAUCGGCCAGCUCGACUUCUUCCUGGCCAACAUCAAGGAGGACGACGACCGCGAUGUGGGGAGUGCCUCCCACAUAGGCCCGGACAGUACGAACCAGCGGAAGAAGAAUACGAACCAGCGGAAGGAAGACAGGAUCCAGCAAAACGAGGACAGCGACCUGCGGAACGAGCUUAGCGACUAAGGAACAGAGCUGGCCUACUCCGCAACGAGCCGAGCGACUACGAGAGUUCAUGAUAGGACGUCGGAACGGGUACAAGGAGACAGAACGAGAACGAGAACACGGAACGAGCACGAGAUUGAACGCGGUACGACUCGGAGCCGUUGACUAGAAGCGAGGUUGAGGAUACGAAGCACGGAAGAGGCGAGGGAGCAGCGGAACGAGUCAGGACUCAGGAUGACAGCUGUAGACGAGGCCUGGAGGACCGAGGAUAGGGACAGCGAGCCAGAGGUUUGGCAACGAGGUCCGUCUUUGGCACUACUCCCCUCCGAGAUGCAUAUUCCCCCGUUUCAACACACCCUCCCUUCAUCCUGGAAGCCAUGGAUUGGCCCGCCCCUCGAACAUCGCGCCCGGGGGUACUACACUCCCG
Fomitopsis serialis is the source of this 811-nucleotide messenger RNA. RefSeq lists its product as uncharacterized. The transcript is spliced from 3 exons. NCBI's taxonomy places the organism in Eukaryota, Fungi, Basidiomycota, Agaricomycetes, Polyporales, Fomitopsidaceae. The record is from RefSeq and is a predicted model, not a curated record. The coding region runs from base 1 to 405 and encodes 134 amino acids.